Molecule: messenger RNA, 844 nt
Organism: Cadophora gregata
Lineage: Eukaryota; Fungi; Ascomycota; Leotiomycetes; Helotiales; Ploettnerulaceae
Exons: 2
Coding region: 233-844 (203 amino acids)
Source: RefSeq, a predicted model, not a curated record
CAUCCUACAUUUUCACUACCAACCCUUCGACUCGGGAGCCCCUACGAACAGAACGACAACUCUUACACACACCUACUUGUUACCCCCUAGGACCACCUUUCUUACGCCAAAUACACUUACCACAACUCUCUACCACCUCGCCACCUCGCCACCUCGUUUAUCUUCCAUCAUCUCAAAAGCUGCGCUUCAACAUUCCCUUACCUAAAUCCUUACUUAAAACAAGAUAAUCAAGAUGACCAAAUCGAAGGUACCUGCUACUACGAGAAAGAAGCAAUCUAGUACCUCAACAUCAACUCUGUUAAGCCUCCAAUCAAACUCGGAGAUCUGGUACAAGAUUCACAUCCUACUCUAUGAUCUCUGUAACAUCGCCAGUGACCGAGCCAGUGAAGCACGUACUUUAGCCACAACUGAUGAGCUAUACAUUAGCGGCCCUUACUUCUCACCCGAGGAAGCCAUGAUGAUUAAAGCUACACUGGUUUCGCCCUCAUCGCUGAACGAGAUCCCAGAAUUCGAGUCUCUCUGUAUAGAUAAUCCCAACGAAGUCGAUGAAAGCAGCAAAGAAGUACCAACACCCGAGACAAUGACCAUCGAAGCCGCUAUCAAAUCCUAUCUCCAAAAUUUCUUUAAAAAGCGCAGAGCAAGUGGUGAUGCUCGACCAUGUGGACCCCAUGACAUGGGCCCAAUUUAUCAAGCAGUCUUUGGCAUUACGAAAGAAGAUUUGAAGAAUGAGAAGUUCUUGAGCAGGUUGAGGAGGACCGGUCUUGGCCAGUCAAAAGAGAAAGAGAAGAAUGCGAGUGAGAGUGUCUCUGGUAAGCAGAAGAAGAAGAAAGGACAGAAGGGCUAG